AAUAGGACUUCUAUUUUGAAAGAUAUUACCGGAAGUACGGGAUUUCCAUCGUGGUUGUCUUGACGUUGCUCCUUAUUUUUCCCGAUAUUAAACCUUGGGGGAGGGAUCCUUGAGUGCUGUCGCACAACUACGGUAGACUACAGACUGUACUUUCCGACUUGCGCUGUGUGAGUUGAGCGGGCGGCGGAGGGUCCACUUGCGAGGAUACUCAAAAAUAGCUUCCAAAGGCGAUUAGGCAUGACGGAUACUAACGGAGGGGCUCCGCGGGACUCCACGUAAAGAUGAGGAUUCCUCCGGUGUGGGCGCUGGGCGCUUGCCAGACUGGGUGAAGUGAGACCUGAGAGGGAAACCCGCUGAGAAAAAACACCGCCUGGGACUGCUGAGGAGGACCUCUGUGCAGGUUCACACGGCUGUCGGCAGGGUGGAGCUUUCUGACCCAUGGAGAAUUACUUCCAGGCCGAGGCCUUCAAUCUGGACAAGGUGCUGGAUGAGUUCGAGCAGAACGAAGAUGAGACAGACAAUCCCAUUCUCUCAGAUGCCAAGUGGACCCAGAUUCUGGCCCCGCCAGCCCACCUGCUCUCUCUGAACCCCGCCCUGGCCCACGCAGACCUCAGCCCCCGGGAGAGUCCACUACCCUUCAAGACCCUCCCUGACUCCUCUUCCAGCACCUCCCCGGGGGCCGACCCUAAGAGACAUCCUGGUCCCGAGCCUCCUUCAUGGGCAGAGGAGAGGCCGGCAGACGUCCACAGCCCACCCCUCCCCCAGCCCAACAUCGGCAAACUGGUGGGCACAGACGACCUUUCACCAACACCUGUGACGGCCUGUAGUGCCGUGGAGAACGGCUGUCCUACCAGCCUUACAAGCCCACAGCUAGAUGGGCUUAGCAAGGAGAUAAGUUCUCCUGCAGAUAACCAGCCUGGUGCUUCUGACCAGGAAGCUAAAACUCAUCAGGAGGAGAGAGCCGCCUCAGCAGCUGGAGGAGGAGACACUGGUGUCAGUCACACUCACUUUACCUUUGAGGUUGGAUUAGAACAGGAAGAAACUCUGCCUCCGAAAGUUCAUCCAAAUGUGGAACCAACAAUACAAAAUGGGACUGGUGUCAAAGAGGAGGUGAUUACUGCUGUUUUACAGGACAAUGGUCAAGAAAAACAAACAGCAAACUCUAAUGAGGAGCAGAUAGAAACUGUCCUGAACAGAAGGAGAGACGUUCAGCCUAGUUUUGUAGUGGAGGAGAAUGGUAUACCUUGCCCUGACAGGAUUGGAGUUGAGGAGAAGGAGAAAAGAUAUGGUCCAGGAGAACAAAUAGACCAAAUCUUCAGAAUAACAAGCCUUCCCAAUGGUUUGGAGCAGGAGAGCAGUAGUCAUUCUGAGCUUAAGGAGACUGAAGAGAGGGAGGAGGAGGAGGAGGAGGAGGAGAGUUUUUCUCCCUCUCCUGUCCCCUCCAAAGAGGACUCUGUAACUGAGGAAAAAGAAAUGGAGGAAAGCAAGCAGGAGAACGGUGAUGGAGGAGCAGUGGGAUCUGGUAGCAUCCAACCAAAACUCAACAACAAUCGGCUGCAGCCGGUCAGUGUUCCCUACGGAGGGGCCCGACCAAAGCAGCCGGUCAGCCUCAAGCUCCAGAUCCCACAGCCGCUGUCAGGCCAGGUCCAAAAUCAGCUCAGCCCAGCUGCUGUCAGCAAGAACAAAAACCAGGAAAAUCAGAGCAGGAGAGGUACGCCCUCUGAAACUACACUCAGUGGGACAGAUCUCAGUGCAGUUGGGGUGAAUGGCGAUGGUAUUGCCCACUCUCCUCUCCUGAUGCCCACGGGGAGCCCAGACAAUGACCUUCAGGCAGGCCAGCAGGGUGCUCUGUGCAGGAAACCUGCCAGUUCCCUGGGAGAAGUUGCCCCUGUGUGGGUGCCUGACUCCCAGGCUCCUGUCUGCAUGAAAUGUGAUGUCAAAUUCACCUUCACCAAGAGGAGGCACCACUGCAGGGCCUGUGGCAAGGUUUUCUGUGCGACGUGCUGCAGCCUAAAGUGCAGGCUCAUGUACAUGGACAGGAAGGAGGCUCGCGUCUGCGUCACCUGUCAUUCUGCUCUGACGACUGGUGAGCAUCAUUGCAAGGACAUAGCUCAAUCAUGGGAGACACCAGCCCCUGCAAGCAACCACAGUCCGAACCCCAACAACCCAGCGGAGUACUGUUCCACCAUCCCCCCUCUGCAGCAGGCCCAGGCCUCUGGGGUGCUCAGCUCCCCUCCUCCUACCGUCAUGGUGCCUGUGGGAGUCCUGAAACAGCCUGGCAACGAGGGGUCCCUGUCACGGGAGCAGAGGAGGGUGUGGUUUGCUGACGGGGUCCUACCGAACGGCGACACUGCAGAGUCCCCCAAACCUCCAACCUCCAGCCCAGUCCCCUCCCAGUCGAUGGCCAUCUCCACAUAUUCAAACAAAUCCUCCACUUCGGAAUCCUCAGAGGCAUCCCAUACCCCGGUUGCCCCGGUGGGCAGCCCCGUGGGCAGCUCCCUCAGCCUGAUCCCGGAGGACGGGCUCCCUCCCAUCCUCAUCUCCACCGGAGUCAAAGGAGGUACGGGAGGCCACAUCACAGACUAUGCAGUGGAGGAAAGGCCUUUGGAGAUCGUCCUCAUGCAGCAGCUGGAGGAGGGGGGCCCAGACCCCCUGGUCUUCGUGCUCAAUGCUAACUUGCUCGCCAUGGUCAAACUCGUCAACUACGUAAACAGGAAGUGUUGGUACGUGACGACUAAGGGCAUGCAUGCUGUCGGUCAGGCAGAGGUGGUCAUCCUGCUCCAGUGUCUACCUGACGAGAAGACCAUCCCUAAAGACAUCUUCACACACUUCGUGCAGCUCUACCAGGAGGCCCUCAGUGGCAACGUGCUGAGCCACCUGAGUCACUCAUUCUUCACGCAGAGCUUCCUGGGCAGUAAGGAGCAUGGCGGCUUCCUCUACAUCAGCCCCUCCUUCCAGUCACUGCAGGACCUGCUGCUGCCCAACCCACCCUACCUCUUCGGCAUCCUGAUACAGAAGUGGGAAACACCCUGGGCUAAGGUUUUCCCCAUCCGCCUCAUGCUGCGGCUGGGCGCAGAGUACCGAUUUUAUCCGUGUCCGCUCUUCAGUGUCCGCUUCAGAAAACCCCUCUUCGGAGAGACCGGUCACACUAUCAUGAAUCUGCUCGCAGACUUCCGUAACUACCAGUACACGUUGCCGGUGGUGAAAGGUCUGGUUGUGGACAUGGAGGUGAGGAAGACGAGCAUCAAGAUCCCCAGUAAUCGCUACAAUGAGCUGAUGAAGGCCAUGAACAAGUCCAACGAACACGUGCUGGCCAUGGGGGCGUGCUUCAACGACCGGGCCGACUCUCACCUGGUCUGCGUCCAAAACGAUGACGGGAACUAUCAGACGCAGGCCAUCAGCAUCCAUCACCAGCCGCGCAAAGUUACUGGAGCCUGCUUCUUUGUGUUCAGUGGUGCUUUGAAAGCCUCGUCGGGCUACUUAGCCAAGACCAGCAUCGUGGAAGACGGUGUGAUGAUCCAGAUCACAGCUGAGACCAUGGACUCCCUACGGCAAGCCCUGAGGGACAUGAAGGACUACACCAUCACGUGCGGUAAAGCCGACCAGGAGGAGAACCAGGAGCUGGUCCACAUCGAGUGGACCGAGGACGACCACAACUUCAACAAGGGUGUGAUCAGUCCCAUCGAUGGGAAGUCUAUGGAGUCCAUCACCAGCGUCAAGAUCUUCCACGGAUCGGAGUUCAAAGCCAACGGCAAAGUCAUCCGCUGGACAGAGGUGUUUUUCCUCCAGAGUGAAGAUCAACCCAACGGUCUGAGCGACCCGGCCGACCACAGCCGGCUGACGGAGAAUGUGGCGAGGGCUUUCUGCAUGGCGCUCUGUCCGCACCUGAAGUUGCUGAAGGAGGACGGGAUGGCCAAACUGGGGCUGAGAGUCACUCUGGACUCCGACCAGGUGGGUUACCUGGCAGGAAGUAACGGCCAGCCCCUCCUGCCUCAGUACCUGAGCGACCUGGACAGCGCCCUGAUCCCCGUUAUUCACAGCGGGGCGUGUCAGCUGAGCGAGGGCCCGGUCAUCAUGGAGCUGGUCUUCUACAUCCUGGAGAUCAUCUCCUAGGCAUCUUCAUCUUCUUUGACUUUCUGACGUCACCUCACAGCCCCGUCCUCCGUCACCUCCCUCCAACCGUUUGCACUUCGAAAGAGCCCGAAAAACUGUGUGCCGUGCCAGGCGGGGUAGCAUUCCUCAAGUCGAACCUAUGCAUCCAAAACCACCGCCUGUUUUGCUCCAGAGGCCGUUUGGGGCCUGAAGAAGCUCCAUGUAGUGAACCUCACCUGACAGGGGCGCCGAUCCGCCUCUGGUGUUCACGUGAGGCGCGCCGAGCAGGAAGUGAGCACCAGAGAUGGAACUGAGUGACCCCAGGGUGGUGUUACAGCGCCUAUAACAAGUGCUAACCCUCCUCUGAAGUAUAAGUUUGAUUGCUUGCGAACAUUGAGGCAAAGUAGAUGUGUGGCUUUUUUGACUCAGAGCAUUACAAAAUACCUUUUUUUAACUGAUUCCUAGUAAAGUUAUAUCAAUAAAUUAUGAUCAUAAAAUAAAAAAAUACAAGUUUGCAUCAGUAUUCACCUCCAACAAUACACCUGAAUCAUCAGUGGUUUCUAGAGACUGCAGUAAUCCCAUGAGGACAUCUGAAUGACUGAAUUCACCCAAAGCUGAUCACAAACGAGUCCUAAUUACAGUGAACGAAUGAAUUUGAGCCCCAGAUCUCAUUCCAGUCAAGAAUUUUGUGGCCCUACAAACUGAUUUUGUAUUGCUUCUCUUACCUCUCGCAAUAUUUUCAUUUUUCCUAAAUCUGUGAAUUAAGAGUUGAUUUCAACCAAACCUGAGCUGGUGAUAGUUUGAACAGUAAGAUUUUUUUUGUCCUUUUUGUCAACUUGUAAUGAAAUGAAGUGUUUUAAGAUGAUAAAAUGACUGAUUUUGUAAAACUGAGUCUGGUGGAUUUGGCCAGUGCAAUUUAGCGUCCAUGUCUGGUCAAACAAACUGGCUUUACUCUUUAACAGCGAGGUCCACCUCUGUAGGGAUCCUUGGAAUCAGACACAGUCUGAGCCUGUCGGUGGCACAUUUAGUGGACGUGUUUUUGACAUUGAAGUUUCCCCACAAGCAUGUAAUUGCAGCUGUCGCAGCCCAAAUCAUGUGAACAGAGAGCCCAGGUUUAAAAUAGUUUGACAGUGUCAAAACAGCCACUUUUAAUCUACUUUGAAUAAAGUCGUAAAAAACCAUUAAACCUGAAUAAUUCAAAGGAGGGCGAGUGCUUUAUAUAGGAUUUGUAUGUAGCUCCCAUCACUCCAAUGUCACUGUGGCAGCCAGGGGUCCUGAAUCACUGAACUCUGAAAUAUAUCUGCAAAGGCCUCUGUGUAGCACGGAUGCUCUGAAAAGAGGGGGACUCAUAUUCACCGCUGAGAAGCCUGGACUCUUCUUCUGCGGAACAUCGCGGGGAGCUGGAAGGUGCGUCUGUGUGGUGAUUUUUUUUGUUUGUUUGUUUUGAUUUUGCACCGUGGUGCUCAGUGCCUGCAGCAGCGAUUCAUCACACAAGAAGAAAGAAGAAGAGAAAGAGAGAAAGAGAAAAAAAACAAACAGUUCGGCUUCACCUCUUAAGCUUUACUCAUCGAUUUCACCAGAUGCUUUACUUCAUGGACAAACACACAGACCUGUUGUACAUAUUUUUAUAGGCGUGACGACUUCUCCUCCAUUAUUAACUCUGCAUCUGUAGCCUCCAGUUAAAGACAGUAUUACUGAAGUGACUCUGUGAAAUAAGAUUACAUGUUAACUCUGACAGCCCUUUCGUCCUACAGUAGACAGCUGGUUAUAUAUUUAAAAAAAAAAAAAAAAAGAAGGUUCCAAUGCUUUAUUGAUAAUCUCAAUCUGUACAUAAAGCUGAAAAUCAGAAGAAAGGAAAUCAGUUUUUUAAUCUCAUCGAUCAUCUCAAAUGUCACAGGAGCUUGUUGUUUGUCCGGCAGUGGUUGGAAAAGCCACUCGAGUUAUUUUGGUCUUUUUAAUCAUACAAAGAGAAUAACUGUUGAAGAUGUAAAGAUAUAUACAGUAUAAAUAUAUAUAAAUAAUUAUAUUAGAGCUGUAUUAAAUUGCAGAAGCAGUGCACUGGAUUCUAAGCCAUUUACAGGAGAGUUGAAGCGAGCGUCGGGAUGUCCUGGACGACGUCUGUUUUAGAAAACUCUGAAAAGAUCGAGGGGUUCCUGCAGGAAAAAAAAAAGAUUGACCUGAAGCUGAAUGUAUUUCAUCUUACAUUUCCUACAACUUCCUGUCCUUCCAAAGCCCUAAAAAUCAUCACGAUCAUCGCGCUCCAGACGUGUGUAGGAACCCUUUAGAUCGCUCAAGUGUCGUCUUCAAAAGGCCUCAACUGUUUUAGAGUAUCUACAAACAGUUUCUCUCUCUGCUCUGGACUGUGCUCUCCUUCAGCUACAUGGACCUGGAAAAAAAUAUAAGAAUGUAUUCCUCCUAUUUCUGUUCAAAUCUGCAAAGUGUGUUUUUUAUGUUAUCUGGCUAAACUAACCACCCAAAAAAAAGGAAAAAAAAAAAAGAAAAAUCACCCUGUCAUGUCCAAAAUGCUCUGUACAGUAAUCAUCUGCAUUAUGGCAAAUAUCUCCAUCUUUAAUCAUGCUAAUAUAAAAACCAGAAGGGGCUAAUACACAACAAGUGCUGUCGACACAGUACGAGAGGUUUUGUUGAAGCAUUUCAUUGAGGGGAAAAAAAAAACAAACAAUCGUCAUCACAAGUGAGAA
Molecule: messenger RNA, 6791 nt
Organism: Acanthopagrus latus (yellowfin seabream)
Lineage: Eukaryota; Metazoa; Chordata; Actinopteri; Spariformes; Sparidae
Gene: zfyve9a
Product: zinc finger, FYVE domain containing 9a
Exons: 19
Coding region: 439-4113 (1224 amino acids)
Biological process (GO): endosomal transport
Cellular component (GO): early endosome membrane
Molecular function (GO): metal ion binding
Source: RefSeq, a predicted model, not a curated record